CCACAAAUUAUCAAACAUCAACGGGGUAGACGUACGCUCGCGCGCGGACCUUUCCUUCCUCGUGAUUUUUUCUCGUAUCACCUCGAAAACGUUUUAUCAUUAACUGCCGACGCUGAAAAACCCGUUCCUGCUCGGCCAUGUUUGUCGUGGCAAACGUUUCACCGACUAAAUCCAUCGUCUACCAUGCCGCCUUUUGGAUACGUAUUCUUCGACGCCUCGUUCAACCACCAAAGAAAAUUUACGCUACAAUAUUAUCACGGUUCAAGUUUUGUGCUUUCCGAUGUGGUUUAAUUAAGGUGCCUCCUCUUCCCUUCGACUAUUUGCGAUAGCAUCGGUGAAAUCGCCAAACCCGUGCAAGGUCUUUCAAGCAGCAUACACGGACGACGUAGCCCUCGAUUACCGCCUGCCCUCGAGUAUAUCUCCUCUCUCUCUCUCCCUCCCUCCCUCCCUCUCUCUUUCUCUCUCUCUCACUCUCUCACUCGCUUGCUCACUCUCUUUUUCGUUCUCUCUCUCUCUCUCUCUCUCUAUAUAUAUAUCUCACUCUUGCAUUCUAUUGCGUUCCAUCAUUUAUGCCUCCUCUCUCUUUCUCUCUCUCUCUCUCUCUCUCUCUCUCCUUCUCUCUCUUCUUCUCUCUCUCGCUCUCUCCCCCUCUCGUUUUCCCCCUCUUUUUCCUUGUAUAUCAUGCACCUCGCGUCUAUCUCUCGAUCCCGCACGUGGGUUUAAUCCGGACUUCUUCAAGAUGUACGCCACGUUGGCGUUUCAAAACAUCGCAAAACAUAGUGAUGAUGAUGGUGAUGAUGAUGAUGAUGAUGAUGAUGUGAAAAUUUGAAAUGGAACAAUUGGGAGAAGGACAAGCCGUCGUUGUUGGGAGUACUGGUGGAACGGUACAAGUCGUUCAAAUGGGACAAGGAGGACAAGCUAUGAUGUUACCUCAAGCUAUACAAGUAGCAGCUCCCAAUGGACAGAUUCAAGUAGUUCCUGUUUCCAGUCUUACUAAUACUGGCCAACAGAUUGUUAUACAACAACCUCAGACCCCACAAAUUAUUCAAACUCCAGACGGACAGACUUAUAUUUAUCAACCUGUACAGAUAGAAGGCCAGGUUCAACAGGCUCAACCUACCGUUAUAAAUAUCAAUGGGAACCUCAUGCAAAUAGCUGGUACAACUUCACAAACUGCAACAGCAACUGCAACAGCAGCACCUGUACAACCAUUAGCUAGUCCCACAGCAACAGCUUCGCAAGCAGGCAAUGUAGUUAUGAUGGUACCAGGAAAUAGCGGGCAAACACAAUUUCAAAGAGUAGCAUUACCAAAUGCAGAAUUCUUAGAAGAAGAACCUCUGUAUGUGAAUGCCAAACAAUAUAGACGCAUAUUAAAAAGGCGUCAAGCACGAGCCAAAUUAGAAGCAGAAGGAAAAAUUCCAAAGGAAAGACCUAAAUAUCUUCAUGAAUCUCGUCAUCAACAUGCAAUGAAAAGAAUUCGUGGCGAAGGUGGUCGUUUCCAUUCGGGUCAAGUAAAGAAACGGAAGUAAGUGCCUGUGUAUUAUAAAAAUUUGAACCUGUCUCUCUUCAAUGAAGUAAAUAGUGUCCAACUAUGCGUACAAGGACGUAAUGGUUCUGGUAAAACGAAUGAAAAAUUUCAUAAUCAUUCAAUUCAAUCAACAUCGAAUCUUAUUGAUUACUGGAACAGAAUAGAAAGUGUUAAAGUAUCAUACAAAACUUGGUCAUCUAGAACUAUAGGAAUGUGCAUUCUUCUUGUAUACACUCAUAUUGGUACCAAAUGUGAAAUUAACGAAGUAAAUAAUGUUACUUCGAGAUAUAUGUGUGUGUGUUUAACGUUCGAAGAGAUAUUAUCAAGUUUAUUACUUAUAAUUUUUCUAUGAUAUUUAAUUGUAACGAUGGAAAAAACGAAAGUCUGAUUAAUUAAUUCAGUGAUACAUCUGAAAACAAUACCAAUCUAUCUAUCUGUCUAUCUAUCUAUAUAUAUAUAUAUAUAUAUAUAUAUAUAUAUAUAUAUACAUACAUAUAUAUAUAUAUAUAUCUUUCUCUCUCUCUUUCUCUCUGACGAUCUGCCCAUUGUAGAUAUUUAUUUAAAAGUAGAUUGAAAGAGAGAGAGAGAGAGAGAGAGAGGGAGAGAGAGGGAAAGAGAGAUGCGGUGUUAUGGUGAACUGAAGUGAUUAAAACGUAAUGAGUCAAUAAUGAAAUUGUACUCAUAUAUUUCUAACUAAAUACAUCUUCGAACAUGUAUGCUCGCUCUUGUAAAUAAAUAUCUUUCUCUCUCUUUUAACACAAUGGAAGGUCGAAUAAAAACUUCGCUUUCAUUAGAAUUUGUAUAUAUACUGAGGAACAAAACAAAAACAAAAAUAAAACAAAAAAGACAGAAAGGCAAGAAAUAAUAAAAUGCGAUGUUUAUGUCUGUAA
This is a messenger RNA of Vespa crabro (European hornet), 2418 nucleotides long. It is a transcript of the gene Nf-YA, whose product is annotated as nuclear transcription factor Y subunit alpha. Gene Ontology annotation, cellular component: CCAAT-binding factor complex. The coding region runs from base 831 to 1529 and encodes 232 amino acids. The transcript is spliced from 5 exons. Gene Ontology annotation, molecular function: RNA polymerase II cis-regulatory region sequence-specific DNA binding; DNA-binding transcription factor activity, RNA polymerase II-specific. Lineage: Eukaryota; Metazoa; Arthropoda; Insecta; Hymenoptera; Vespidae. The record is from RefSeq and is a predicted model, not a curated record. Gene Ontology annotation, biological process: regulation of transcription by RNA polymerase II.